AUGGAGCCAUUCAUUGGUACUUGGAAGAUGGAGAAGAGUGAGGGUUUUGACAAAAUCAUGGAACGUCUUGGAGUGGAUUACUUUACUCGCAAGAUGGGCAAUUUAAUGAAGCCCAAUUUGAUAAUCAGUGAUCUAGGCGAUGGCAGAUACAACAUGAGAUCAGAAAGCAAGUUCAAGACCUCAGAAAUCUCCUUCAAACUGGGAGAACAGUUUAGGGAGAUUACUCCGGACUCUCGUGAAGUGAUGUCAUUGCUCACAAUGGAGAAUGGAGUGCUGAAGCAGGAGCAGGUUGGCAAGGACAAGACCACCUACAUUGAUCGCGUGGUUGAAGGCAAUGAACUGCGAGCGACCGUAAAGGCGGAUGAGUUGGUUUGUGUGCGAACCUACUCAAGAGGGGUGUGA
Molecule: messenger RNA, 402 nt
Organism: Hydatigera taeniaeformis
Lineage: Eukaryota; Metazoa; Platyhelminthes; Cestoda; Cyclophyllidea; Taeniidae
Source: the annotation of a GenBank genome assembly